This is a messenger RNA of Colletotrichum destructivum, 555 nucleotides long. RefSeq lists its product as uncharacterized. Lineage: Eukaryota; Fungi; Ascomycota; Sordariomycetes; Glomerellales; Glomerellaceae. The transcript is spliced from 3 exons. Bases 1 to 555 code for a protein of 184 amino acids. The record is from RefSeq and is a predicted model, not a curated record.
AUGGAGAUGCGAUCAAUUCAUGCUCGAGAUCUACAGGCUUGGGGGCUCAACAUCUGCAGCAUGAUCCGUCCUCAUGGUCAUCAAAGUCUCAGCCGACUUUGGGAAUAUCGUGUAACGGUCUUCAACGUUGUUGGGAUUGUGCAAACGCUCUCAUGUGGAGCUAUUGACUUCCUCGACCUUUCUCAGCAGGUUCUAUUUCUCAGUCAAAAGGGCCAAGCAACAAGCGAGCGAACUUUACUGCAAUUUCUCCUGGAUCAUGGCUGCGAUUUAAAUGCACUAGAUGAGAAAGGGCAAAACGUCAUUUAUAACAAUACCAACACUAGCAGCUUGGGCAGGCAAGGCGGUGGUAAACAGCCUCAACAAAGACGGACUAAGUCCAUACCACCUGGUGCUGGGGAAGAGAUCUCGUCCUGGGGUAACGAAGACUUCGCCGACCUACUUGCUAGAAACGGCGCCGACAUCACAUUUCCAAUACCUCACGGGAGGCAUCGAGACUACCUGUUACAGAAGCUCGCCAAUUGGGAGGACGGAAACGACGGAGCCAUGAAAGCAUGA